GAUGCAAGUUCUUUAGAGUGUGGUCACUAGGUAACCUCUGUGCACUGUGUAUCCUGACGAGAGCCUGCAUUUCUCUCUGAACUCCACAUAUAUUUCAAUGACAAACUAGCUGAUCAGUGGUAAACAGUGGUUAUCUAAAGGUAUGCUUAUGCCGUAAAACCGGACACUGGAGCUCAGCAUGAACGAUCAUCAAAACCUAGACCCCUUGAAAGAAAUUUCCUUUAAUGAAAAAGUAGUUUUUUCUGCCAGACAUGACUUGGCCUUGAGACAGAGUAAGGAGUUUGCUGUUCUUCCCCGAACUGUAAAGAAUGUCAGUCUGUGGCACCUAAAACCCCCCGAUUUCUCUCCGAAGUUGUAUAAAUCCCUGGGUUUGCCACAGAAAAAACAGGAAAAAAGGCGCCCGCCUUUAAUUAUGUCAUCUAGUGAUACCUUUAAGAAUAUCACAGAGAUGACCUCAUCGAUUUUACAUGGCACUCGUGCAAAGGAGGUGACUGAGCCGUUUGCUUUGCGACACCGGCCCCCCGACUCACUGGAAUCCAAGCUCAUGUUUGUGAAGUUUGGCAAAUAUCCAGAUUUUCCCUACAGGGACCCCAAACCCCAUGAUUUCAGACAGUAUUCUGAUGACAUGCCCGACAUAGUGACCACAACUGAAAAGUACCCCAAUAAUCCGAACUUUAAAUCACAACACUUGAGCACUAUUAGACAGACUGGAUCUUUAGAAGAUACUCACCAGCAUGAAAGGCUGCAGAGAUUUGACACCUUUUUGCCAGCAGAACCCAAAUGGGAAGCCAAGCUGAUCCUGCCAAAGGAUCCCUGGCCAAAUAAAUCAGCCUCAUACACGCGACACAGACGAAGAAGAGGACUGUACAGUGCUUUCAUGGACAGGGUGGAGGAGAAGCUCACCAUCUUGUGGAAAAGUUGCUGACGCCAUGACUCAUGAUUCAUUUGCCAAGCAAUUUACAAACACGCAUCACAGAACACGCAUAACACGUCACACAACACGCAUCACACAACACGCAUCAGAUAUCACACAUCACACAACACGCAUCACAC
Brienomyrus brachyistius is the source of this 1053-nucleotide messenger RNA. RefSeq lists its product as uncharacterized. The transcript is spliced from 5 exons. The record is from RefSeq and is a predicted model, not a curated record. Bases 179 to 925 code for a protein of 248 amino acids. NCBI's taxonomy places the organism in Eukaryota, Metazoa, Chordata, Actinopteri, Osteoglossiformes, Mormyridae.